Molecule: messenger RNA, 540 nt
Organism: Effrenium voratum
Lineage: Eukaryota; Dinophyceae; Suessiales; Symbiodiniaceae
Source: the annotation of a GenBank genome assembly
AUGCCUACGUCUCGGGUCCGCGGGACUCGCCUGGUGCUGUUGGCCCUGCUUCUGGGCGCCUUGCGAGCGAUCAGCUUUGUCAGCAGCGCCGGGCCGAGUCCUCGGAGUGCCAGCAGCUCAUUGGCUCUCAAUGCGGAGGUCUCGCGGAAGCAAGCGCUGCUCACAGCCGCGGUCCUGGCAUCGGGCGCCUCUGCUGCGGAAGCGGAGGACAUGAAGAGUAAGGUCAAGAGCCUGCUGAAAGAGGACCCCACGCCGAACGACAACGGGGCGCCUGAGAAACAUAUCCCCAAGGUGACAGUCACCGGUGCUUCCGUGGACGUGGUCGUGCCCCAUGUCAUGGACAAGGAAAAGCCGCACUACAUCCAGUACAUUUGGGUUGCGGACGCCUCCUCCGGGGAGGUGCUGGCGGUGAAGUCCUUUCAGGCCACGGAUGGGUCCCCCCCGACGCUCACGGCGUCUCUGGCCAAAGGCACCACUGCCAAGCCCAUGCUCUUCUGCAACUUGCACGGCCUCUGGGAGGGCGAGCAGUUCACGGUGUAG